Megachile rotundata (alfalfa leafcutting bee) is the source of this 718-nucleotide messenger RNA. RefSeq names its product transmembrane protein 167A-like protein ksh (gene ksh). NCBI's taxonomy places the organism in Eukaryota, Metazoa, Arthropoda, Insecta, Hymenoptera, Megachilidae. The record is from RefSeq and is a predicted model, not a curated record.
GAAAAAUAAAACUGAGGGAUAAAAUCGAGUGGAAUCAAGUAGAAAGAUAUUUCGAACACUCACCGAAUUCGCCACAGAUUUUUCCAAAUCCACUUUAAAGCUCGAAUAUCUCAUAUAUAAGAAAUAUAUAGAACGAAAAAAUAUAAAAAAAUAAAAGAUUACUAGGUAUAUACAUUCGACAUCACGCAUUGCUCUUGAUUACACGUGUAUUCAAACCAAUCAAAGCUGUCAAGCACAAAAUAAAUAAAAACUUGUCGUCUCAUGAGUACUAUCUUCCAUGUAACAAAUAAUACGUCAAACUGAAUGUCACUGGGAUUUAAAUUACUUUUCUUAUAAUAAAUUGCUACCACAAUUGACGAAUAUUAAAACGUAAUGUCUGCCCUAUUCAACUUCCAGAGUUUGUUGACAGUAAUUUUAUUACUGAUAUGCACGUGUACUUACGUUAGAUCCAUUGUGCCCAGCUUGUUGGAUAAGAGGUUAGGAAAGGUUGGGUUGCAGGGCACUUUUUGGAAGUGUGCAAGAAUCGGUGAAAGGAAGAGUCCAUACGUGGCAAUCUGUUGUGUUUUCAUGGCUUUUAGUCUAUUGUUUUGGACGUAAAGUUUAUGUUGAAGCACAGAAUCCUAAGAACUAUAUACAUCAGUGAUGUGCAACUGUAUUUUAAUUGUAAACAUUAUGGGCCUACACAUAAAUAAAGCACGUGUUUAUUUAUAAGGUUUAA